UAGUUCGAUGAGCAUGCAGAGCCGCAAAUGGCGGAUUUCAUGGAGGAAAUUUGACAUAAUUUGGGCGGUGGUUAAAGGGUUGGUUAUCCUCGUCGGGUUUGGAUAUUCAAUAUGGAGUAGUCUUUAUAGUAUUGUGGUUCUUAUAAUUCGGCAAAUACCAUUAGAUGGUUGACAAUUAGAUUUAAAAUCUAUUAUCAUCCCUACUCGGACGCGAAUCAGCUAUUUCGAAGCACGCCUAUUUAUUAGCAGUUGAUAAAUUGAUACAGUGCUUAAUGACAAGCAUUGCUCUAAUACUAAUAGCUAUUAUUGUAGGUGCUGCGACUGAAAAACUGUAAAAAUACUGUAGAUAACAUUUUGAUACUUUUAAUUUAGCACUAUUUCAAAGGAUACGUGUUUUCCAUGCUGCUCACUCAACGUUGUGCGUUAGGCUUUCUAAUUUGUAUACAAGCCUAGUAGUGGAUUACACGCUACUGAAAGUUUUGCCGAAGACGAUACUAGGUGAAAGGUUAUAGGCACAUCGCUCGCAGAUAGUUUGUGGUCGGGUCGUGUAUCAUAGUGCAUAAUUCUACAGGCUGGAAAUCUGGAGUGGAAAUUAACUAUACUGCCGUGCGACUGAGAUUGAGUUAACGUUAAGGAUGCACAAUGCAGCGCGUGCGUCAGCGUCUCUGGGGUCUCUGGGUCUGCUGCGUCUCUUCGGGGUCCCCUGGUCCUGGAGCUUGGCCGCAGGCUUUGGGGUCUUUCUGGGUACCGGCGGUUGGAGGUACCUCUACAUUGUUGUCCGCACUGCGAAAAGAGACCUCAACGGUCUUUAUGUCUUAUUAAGGGUGAAGAUUGCCUUGUGGCACCACCUACGAAGCAAGAGCAAUAUCCCCUCCAUCUUUGCAGAUACGGUGAAGAAGCACCCCAAUAAACCCGCCCUCAUCUAUGAUGCCACAGGAGAGACGUGGACCUUCACCCAGUUGGAUCUCUUGUCUAAUUCUGUGGCCCAGUGGGCUCUGGCCCAGGGUUGGUCCCCGGGAGAUGUGGUGGCCCUGUUCAUGGAAAGCCGGCCCUUGCAGGUGGCUCUCUGGCUGGGUCUGGCCAAGGUCGGGGUGGAGGCGGCACUCAUCAACUUCAACUUGAGGAGGGACGCGCUCCUGCACUGUGUUGGGGUGUCUGCUUCCAGAGGAAUUGUGUUUGGAGCCGAGCUGGCUGAUGCCAUGUUAGAAGUGAGAUCAUCCCUGAACCCAUCAAUGGUGCGGUUCUGUACAGGAGAGCUCAGUGUGGACUCUCUAGCAUCCCUGGCUGCCCAAAAUCUGGAUCCUAUCCUGGCUGUUGCCUCACCACUGCCCCCUCCCCCCUGCAUCACACCCAAGGGUUUCAAUGAUCGCCUGUUCUAUAUAUACACUUCGGGCACCACCGGACUGCCCAAAGCUGCCAUAGUGGUUCACAGUCGGUAUUACCGAAUUGCUGCUUUUGGCUACCAUGCGUUCCGUAUGCGGCAGGACGAUAUAAUCUACGACUGCCUUCCCCUCUACCACUCUGCGGGUAACAUCAUGGGAGUUGGUCAGUGUCUCAUCAAUGGACUCACUGUGGUGGUGAAAAAGAAAUUCUCAGCUAGUCGCUUCUGGGAGGAUUGCAUCAGGCACAACUGCACUGUGGUGCAGUACAUAGGGGAGAUCUGCCGCUACCUCCUGUCCCAGCCUGUGCGGCCUUCAGAGAAGGGUCACCGGGUUCGCCUAGCUGUGGGAAAUGGUUUGCGCCCGAGUGUCUGGGAGGCCUUUACCGAACGCUUCAGAGUGGCACAAAUCGGGGAGUUCUACGGAGCUACCGAAUGCAACUGUAGCAUUGCGAACAUGGAUGGCAAGGUGGGAGCGUGUGGGUUCAACAGCCGCAUUCUGCCCAACGUGUACCCCAUCCGCCUGGUAAAGGUGGAGGAGGUGACCAUGGAGCUGGUAAGAGACAGGCGUGGGCUGUGUGUGCCCUGCCGUCCUGGGGAGCCAGGGCUGCUUGUGGGACGAAUCAACCAAAAAGACCCGCUACGAAGAUUUGAUGGCUACGCCAACCAGGAUGCCACCAGGAAAAAGAUUGCCAACAACGUCUUCAAGAAGAACGACUCCGCAUAUUUGUCAGGUGAUGUGUUGGUGAUGGAUGAGCUGGGCUACAUGUAUUUCCGGGACCGCAGCGGGGAUACGUUUCGCUGGAAAGGAGAGAACGUCUCUACCACCGAGGUGGAAGAAACACUGAGUGGGCUACUAGGCCAGGCUGACGUGGCAGUGUAUGGGGUGUCUGUACCAGAUGUGGAAGGGAAGGCAGGGAUGGCUGCCAUUGCAGACCCAACAGGGACCUUUGACUGUGAAACAUUCCUGCGAGAGGUUCAACAGGCUCUGCCUCCUUACGCCCGCCCUGUGUUCCUACGCAUCUCCCCACAAGUAGACACCACAGGUACCUUUAAAAUCCAGAAGACCCGAUUGCAGAGGGAAGGAUAUGACCCGCGCUUCUCAACUGACCAGAUCUACUUUUUGAACUCCAGAGCAGGGCGUUAUGAGACUGUGAAUGAGGAGCUGUACAGUGCUAUAGCAGAGGGUAGGAUGUGUCUAUGAUAUGGACUACUUUAGGGGAGGGCUCUCAGUGUGACAGAUACUGUAGACUCAAACUGUAGUGGUAACACUUUACUUAAAGCCUACAGGUAUGAUGCCAUUAAUAAGCAUUGGAAGCAAUGUUCCCUCUAUACUGUGCACAGGCAUGCAGCUCCUCUAGGACUGCUACACAGGAGAUAUUACAUCCUGUGCAGAGACACACAAGAACAUCUCUUCACUGGAGUUAUCCUCUUAGUUACACUUAACGUUUCCCUCUGCUGCGGGGAAUUGUGAUCAAAUCAUAUUAGCCCUUUUAAAUGCAACAGAACAAAGCAAACUAUGCAAGCCUUAGCACAUUGGGAGAGGAUUAUGUUGACAGACUAGCAUUUGUAAGUUGAUGUUUUGAGAUCUAAGCAAUGUUUAUUAGCCCAGUGUAGCUAACAUCUGGUCAGGAAGUAGGUAGCGAUGGUUUCCUACAUGAGCUCAAAAUAUCUGCAUUAAUCGCCAACUUUGAGAGUAAACCUAUUUCUGUGUCUUAUCUGGGCACUGUUGUACAUUCAGACAGGCUUGAAUAAGCUAACAAUAGGCAAAGAUUGUUUGAUUCUCUCAAACAACAGUAACAAUGGUAUGGAAAUGAUAUUUACUGUGUAAAGUGGCUUCUUGCACCAAACAAUGCGUUUUCCCUCAUCUAUUUGUCUAAAGGACAAAUUAUUAAACAGGUUAAUGUCAGGCUCUGUUUGUUUUCAAAAGUGUCAUGGAAUGUUGACCUACAUUGCACAGUAGCUACUGUUGGCUGUAAUAGCACAGCUGUUUCAAAAGUUCAUGCUCUAAUGUUAUAGGAUGCAUUUUCUCUAUUGAUUUGAUUUUAGGCCAGGCUCAUAUGCCUAAAUGAUGAUAUAAUUGCCACAGUAGCCUACUUGGACAUUGUAACAAUUGUAAUUUAUAGAAGGUACCGCCUCAUGUUCACAGUAAACCUGCACAAUACAUUGCACAGAAGGUCAUUGCUGCUGAACUGAUUCUUUCUGGGUAUUUUCUCUUUCAGACCGAGCGAUUAGGGGUUUCUUGAAGCUUUGGUGCAUAUUAUGCAGAUAAUUGUGCAUUUGUUGUUUAGAAUAUGCACUGUAAAAGCAUAUUAUAACUUUUCUGUAAGAAACAAUUGCAUUAAAUUAAUUAUAAUUCUUCCAAGUAUCCAUUUGAUCUUAAUCAGUUUCAAUACAUGGCGAUACAGAUUCCCAUUAUUUUCUUUCUUUUAAAUAUUAAAAGCAUUAAAACAUUUAGAGCAGAUUGGCUAAGAACUAACUGGUGGCUGGUGCUGUUGAACAUGAUCUGCAUGUUAGCAGAAGCAUCAGAAAGCUCUAAAGCGCUUGGACUGGCUGAUUAAAUAACCCCAAAAUGUAUCUGCAGCCACUCUGUUUGGGAUGCAGCCCUUAGCUGUGGUAUAUUGACAAUAAACCACAGACCUCAGAGGUGCCUUAUUGCGAUUGUUGACCUGUUUCUGUUACUGUUAUAAAUGAGAUCAUUACAAAUAAACUUUCUUUCACACCUGUGCUAUAUGGGCACAUAUCACCGCUUUCAGCCAGCAUUCAGGGUUGUAAACACCUGGUUUUAAAAAUAAUUAUAAUCAAAUAAUGAUCCUAACUACAAAUUGACAUCUUUAUUCAGUUGAUAUUUUGAUAUGUGGAGCCUUCUGUUGACCAGUAAGAAAUUCAGCAUUUCAAAUGCACUUUUAUAUGUACAUAACAAUUCUGUGGAAUAAAUGUUGUGAAACACCAUCAUUCAGCAAUUACUGCAGAUAUAUUACGGACAUUGUUUUGUAUUACAAUGCAAAGCAAAAUCUAUAUAUGGCCUCUAACAUGUUAUGAGCUUUAUUAAAAACUCCUGUGUGCUUAUAAGUAGUUAUAAAGCCUUCCACUUGCAGGCUUUGGCUAGUGUUAUGUCCUUAUCAGUGUCUUUCCUGCAUCAGCUCAUUGAAUCAAUAGGAAACUGCUACUACUGUUACAAAGUCACAUUAUAAACCACAUCAAAGGCUAAGGUGACUUUCAGGGCGUUUUGCCCAUUUUCCUUUAUACGUUUCUGAUUCUUAGGUUGCCCAAAUAAAACCUCAACAUCAUUUAACCUAAAAUGCAAAUAGAGUAAAGGAUUCUGUGAUUUUUUUCUCUUCAAACAAGCAACUCAGUUACAAUGGCAGAAUUUGUCUGUGGGUAAAUUGAGACUGAAAUUGAUGUGAGCUGUAAUAGAUCCAAUGGUUAUUGAGAUAUUCUGUAACACAAUCUAUUCAAGACAAUGGGGUAUUUGUUCCCUAUAAUGUAAUAGUUGUCUAAUAAAACAUCUUGAACUGGUUAAAGCAAUACUUGAUUGUCCAUGUUGGAAGAGGUGUUACACAGCUGUGUGUCAAUAGUAUUGUAGGUAGGCUAGAAGGAAUUUUCAUUUGCCUCCUUUUUACAAACACUCACUUUGUUUCAAAUAUAAAAUUGAAAAAUGCCACUUAACAUGUUUGGAAUAAGUUCUUUACACUGACUGACCAACAGUUUCACACACGUGUGUGUGUGUGUAUGUGUGGGUCUUAAAAUCAUUGUUUUAUUCUUAGCCUUAGGAUGUUGAACUAAAUAAGGAACACAUUUUAAUUAGUUUUUUUAUUUAAUGUCUUGAAGAUGUCAGUCACUCAUUGAACCUGUUGGCCUUUUACAAAGUGUUUUCUCAGUAAUGUAAUAUUUUUGGGAUAAUUAACAUUAUUGUAGCGUUCCAUUUUCAUACAUUUGUGUGCAACUUUAAUAAAUAUUUGUAGAAGA
Molecule: messenger RNA, 5347 nt
Organism: Esox lucius (northern pike)
Lineage: Eukaryota; Metazoa; Chordata; Actinopteri; Esociformes; Esocidae
Gene: slc27a1a
Product: solute carrier family 27 member 1a
Exons: 14
Coding region: 636-2582 (648 amino acids)
Biological process (GO): negative regulation of phospholipid biosynthetic process; long-chain fatty acid import into cell; phosphatidylcholine biosynthetic process
Cellular component (GO): plasma membrane; mitochondrial inner membrane
Molecular function (GO): long-chain fatty acid-CoA ligase activity; fatty acid transmembrane transporter activity; long-chain fatty acid transmembrane transporter activity
Source: RefSeq, a predicted model, not a curated record